AUGUUGGUUUUUCUAACUCUCUCUCUCGUGCACUCCUUUUAGUAAUACGAAAUACUGAUAGGAUACCCUCAAAUUAUAGAGUAUUAUUCUGCUUCAGGGAUCAUCAUAGAACAGAAUCUCACAUCCUCAUCAGAAAUCGAGUUAACUACUUCUCCUUGUUAAGUUGUACCAUAGCAACUAAUCAAUCAGAAUAUGUUAGACUAGUCAUUACCUAUCAUACCUUAAUAUUUGCCGGAGUAGUUUUCCCAAUAUUUUGAUGAUGGCCACUUUUUAGGGUUGAUACCCCACAUCAUUUCAUUUGUCAAUAUAGAAAACGAUGUGGUUAUUUUAACAAAUUAAGCAGAAUUAAUCUACAUUCGAUUCCUAAAUGAAUCCUUCAUUGUUUCUGACAAAAUUAAUCUAAACAUUAAUGUGACUAUAUUGCAAUAUCCUGUUUUUAUGGAGACGAUUAGGAAUCAAUUGAUUAUUAUCAUGUAUUCAGACACUGUUGGAAUUACAUUAGACAUCAAAUCUGAAAAGAUAUUUUCAAAAUCAUUUCGCAUUUACGAAUCAUUUAAUACGAAUAAAAUCUUGAGUGUAGCCGUUGUUAAUAAUAUGUUAUUUAUUGCUAUGGGCGUAGGAGGGUUAAAAAUAUUCUAAUUAAAUGGCCAAAUUUUAGGUUCAAUUGAUUUCGAGUAUUAAAUUAAUAAUGCAACUGAUCUCAAAGUUUUUCAUGAAUUUGAUGUAUAUUAUAUUUACUUACUUGAUUAUGAUUUGGGAGUCUCAUCCUUCAUAUACAACCCCAAAUCUACCUUAAUAUACAAGAAUGAGAGACUAGAUACUAUUCCCUAUUCUGGAGAUAUUAUUGAUAUUUAUAAUAACAUUAUGAUGAUUGCCAGUUACUAAGAUUAAUAAACAAUAAUUUAGGAAAUCUAUUUGAACUACACCGAUUUUAGUUGGAAAUAAGUUAAUAAACAUAUUGUUAACUCAAUUAUAGUAGAUAUUGAUAUUUUAGAUCAUGUUGCAAUCACUCUAGGUAAAAAUGGAAACACAGUUAUCUUCCAUUCCAUUCCUUCAUAAUACCAAAUCAAAUAGCAACACUUUAUUAUGCCUUCAUUGUAAAAAUUGAGUUUUAUUAAAUCAAAAAGUUCAUUGUAUCUUCUGGGUGUCAGUCUUCAUAAUUUCUAUUAUUCUAAAUUAGAAUUAAAGUAGAGUUACUUAUAAUGCUAUUUUGAAUAGGAAUAAUAGAUUAAAUUAUCCUAUUCACACAUUUCAGAAUGCAAGAAAUAUAAAUCCGGAAUUUGUGCUUACACUUAAGAAUAUUUGAUAUAAUCGAUUAAACCAAUCAUAACGACAGAAUAAAAUUUUUUAAUUUAUUUAAUUUUAUUCCUUGUAGCUCUAGCCUUUAUUACCAUAAUAGUAAUUCUCAUAAGAGAGUUCAAUAAAUAUCAUGAAUUUGUUCAUAAUUUAGAUCCAAUUUGUCCAAAAUCAAACGAAAUAACUAUGUAAACUUUUGAAAGUCCAACUAAAAUAAUUAAAUUCAAUUAGACAGGAGCACAUACUUCAUAGUUCUCUAUAAUCAGUAAUAUGACCAGAUUGUAGUAAGUUUGA
This is a messenger RNA of Paramecium tetraurelia, 1590 nucleotides long. RefSeq lists its product as uncharacterized. NCBI's taxonomy places the organism in Eukaryota, Ciliophora, Oligohymenophorea, Peniculida, Parameciidae. The record is from RefSeq and is a predicted model, not a curated record. The transcript has a single exon.